This is a messenger RNA of Panthera uncia (snow leopard), 597 nucleotides long. Its product is annotated as 26S proteasome complex subunit SEM1-like. Lineage: Eukaryota; Metazoa; Chordata; Mammalia; Carnivora; Felidae. The coding region runs from base 1 to 351 and encodes 116 amino acids. Gene Ontology annotation, biological process: mRNA export from nucleus; double-strand break repair via homologous recombination; proteasome assembly. Gene Ontology annotation, cellular component: proteasome regulatory particle, lid subcomplex; proteasome complex. The record is from RefSeq and is a predicted model, not a curated record. The transcript is spliced from 2 exons.
AUGAAACCCCUGUCCUUUCCAUUGGACCUGGUUGCCUUGAUCUCAGUUCAUUUGGUAGACCGUUCAAAUAAACCUGCAGAACUGUUCCAACUUUCUUCCGGGCCUGAGAGAUUUUUCGUGGGGAGGGUCGCAGUGUCAGAGAAAAAGCAGCUUGUAGGCUUGGGUCUCUUGGAGGAGGAUGAGGAGUUCAAGGAGUUCCCUGCGGAAGAGUGGGCUGGUUUAGGUGAAGACGAAGAUUCAGAUGCACAUGUCUCGGAGGAUAAUUGGGAUGAUGACAGUGUAGAGGAUGACUUCUCCAAUCAGUUACAACCUGAACUAGACAAACAUGGUUAUAAGAUGGAGACCUUGUAGCAUCCAGAAGUGUUGAAGCAACCUAAACUUGAACUGUCUACUAAAUUCUAGGACACAGAACCCAGGAUGGAACACUUACAAAAAUAUGUUUAUUUCAUUACCUGCUUGGAUUUUUGUGUGUGUUUGUAUCACAUCUUAAAAAAAAGGAGAAAAAUAUUCUGGGGGAAUUUUGAAAAUAACUUUUAUUACUUGCCACAUUGAUACUGGUUUGAUAAUUAUGCUUGUUUUUUUGUAAAGAUUCACUAA